GGUGUCUGCAGGCUCUGUGUGUUUUACAGACAGUAGGUUGAGAAGAUUUAAAUUAUCCACUGAAAGCAGGUGGAGGAGACUGUUGUAAUCUGGUGUUUCUACCUCCAGGGGGCAGCAGUGAUGUUUCUGUACUUCUGUUAAACUGGUCUGAGAACAUCUCCACCACAUAUAGCUUUAAAACCAAUUUAGUCUCACAGGUUUAGAUGUUUCCUCCUCUAAAUCCUGGUCCAGGAACCAGGACCCUUAUGUGGAGUCAGGAUUUAUCCCCUUUGGUUCCUACAACAGGGACAAAAGGCAAAACAGGAACCUGACCCCAGAAAAUGGCCCUGGUAGGGAGCUGGGGCUGUUUAAGUGACCUGUAACCUCUGAGUGGGGGUCUCCCAGUAUUCCCAGUGACCUUCUGUUAUGAAUGGGCUCAUCUCCUCCUCCUGAAACCAGAGGGCUCGUGGAAAUUUGUUUUAUUCCAGAUUGUUGUCAGUCAGGCGUUCCUGAACAUGUCGGCACAUCCUGCGGCUCCUGGCUGCAGCCUGUGGGCCGUCUGUGGCCGUCCACCUCAGCGGUAGAAAAAAUCUUUGUUCUGUUUCUACUCGUUUUUAUUGAAAUGGAAAUGCUGACAAAUAAAAGCAUUCUGAAAAUAGAAAAGAUGAAAGGAAAUACAGUCUUUUGUUAAUCUGCUAGUUUUAGUUUCAUGUUCAAAGCAGCGUUUCUAAAAGGAAACAGCAGAAGACCCGGAUCCCGGACUCGCAUUAUUCAGAACCGGGUUCUGAUGCUGAGCCUUUUAUCCACUGAUGCUUUAGCACUACUAACACUCUGGGUUCAGUCCCAAAGGCAGGAGCAUCCAAAGUGUGGCCCGGGUAACAGUACCGAAGCUGCAGAGGGGUGGGUUAAACUACGACUCUGCUUCCUGGUCUGGACCCUGGGUUGUCAUGGAGGCUCAAAACGAAGGGAGAAGAGCCAAGCAAGUGAUGAGGAACAAGCCAACCCCAGACCCUCCACCAGAGAAAGAGAUAGCUCUCACAGUAAGAGCAAGAAGGCCCGUCGGGAGCGUCACCAUGCCGACCAGGGGGUUGAGACCACAACCACGCCUUCAGUUGCAAGAGGGCACACCCAGACAAGCAUUGAGCCUCAGAGUCAGGUGUUGGAACCAGAGGCGGGCCCCUCAGAGCCAGGGUUUGAGUCUGCAGCAUCUCUCAGGCAGAGACGUUCCAUCAUUCGGGACCGGGGGCCAAUGUAUGAGGACCCUUCACUGCCCGAAGGCUGGACCCGUAAACUGAAACAAAGAAAGUCUGGACGCUCUGCUGGAAAGUUUGACGUUUACCUAAUCAACUCAGAGGGGAAGGCUUUUCGUUCCAAGGUGGAACUUAUUGCCUACUUUGAGAAGAUUGGUGAUACGACUACUGACCCCAACGAUUUUGAUUUUACUGUCACUGGACGUGGAAGCCCUUCCCGUCGUGAGAAGCGGCCUUUCAAGAAACCAAAGGUGGUGAAGCCGUCAGGGCGAGGUCGUGGGCGGCCUAAAGGCAGUGGAAAGAUGCGACAGGUCACUGAGGGUGUAGCCAUGAAACGAGUUGUUGAAAAGACUCCAGGCAAACUUCUGGUUAAAAUGCCUUUUGGUAAGGCAGACUCAUCUGCUGGCACCUCAUCAAAGGUGGAGUCUCCUAUCACUGUGUCCAAGUCACGUCCAGGCAGAAAAAGGAAAUCUGAACAGGAACUUCCACCUCCACCUCAAACUGCCCCCAAGAAAAGAGGAAGGAAACCAACAGUAGUAUCAGAAACCUCAUCAGCUGCUACAACCUCCACCUCCACUGCAGCCAUCUCUGGUAGCUUAACAGCUGUCAGCUACACGGCAGCUGCCAUCUUGGCUGCAGAAGCUAAACGGAAAGCAGCCAAAGAGUCUUCCACUAGACCUGUUGUUCAGGAAACAGCCUUGCCAAUCAAAAAACGUAAAACAAGAGAGACAGUGGAAGAGAUGGAGAGCGUCCAGAUUCCAACUCUAACAACAGAGACCGGAAAGAAGACCACCACAGAGGAAGAGGGAAGUAGAGCAGAAGGGACUUCAAGCUCUGAUCCUCAGUCCAUACCCACUGAGCAAACACAAUUACAAAGGCAACCAUCUUCUGCAGAUACCAGCCAAUCACAUGGACAUAAAACUCAUAAAGGUCGUAAGCACAAGGAGAAAACAGAAUCUGGCAAUGGAGGACGCCGAGGAGAUGAGCUAGAGGAAGAUGAAGGUGGGGGUGGAAGGAGUAGUUGUAGCAUUAGUAGCAUUAGCCCAACAAAAGGCCACAAAAAGAAAGAACGACCAUUUCAUAAGCACCACCACCAUCACCACCAUCAUCAUCACCACCAAAAGUCAUCUGUUUCUAUAUUAGAUGAGCAGCCAUCUCCUAAUCCUACUGCAUAUGGACUCCUAGAAUCUUCCAGCCAAUCCAGGCUGGAAAUUGAACCCCAAAGUAUGCCUCAGCUCAUUCCUCAACAGGAAGUUCUCCUCAAGACACAGGCAAAGUCUGCACCUCAGUCUCUGCUUGAACCUCAGCAUCGUGUCCCUAAACCACCCCACCAAGUUCAGUUUUGUCCUCAGAUCAAGCUCCCUAGUUCAUCGCAAGCCCACAUUCAAGACCCUGUACUUCAGAUCACUCCAACCAGACACAUAUCACCCCAGACCCCAAAGCCCCCAACACAAACCCAUAUUCAGUCCCAGUGUACCAACCAGAAGUCCCAGACACAGCCUGUCCAGUCUGCAAUCUAUCAUGAAGCUCAGUCUGCAAAUGUUCCAUGUUACUCUCCAUCCUUCUUGCACAUUCAUCCACCCAAUACAGGACAUCCACAUUUACAAACCCAGUCCUCUACAGCAUCUCAUUCUCAGAUCCUACCUAAAACCGAGUCACAACCCCAAACCCAACUCAAACAACAGUCCCAGUCCCUGAUGUCAGUACAGUCACAACUUCAGCCUCAGACAAGGACACAAAUUCAGACUCAACCACAGACCAGGACUCCAACAAAAACUCACACUCAACCUCAGACCAAAACACAAACUCAGUCUCAACCUCCAACCAGAACUCCAACACAAACUCAAUCUCAACCCCCGAUCAGAACCACAACACAAACUCAGUCUCAACCUCCAACCAGAACUCCAACACAAACCCAAUCUCAACCUCCAACCAGAACUCCAACACAAACUCAGUCUCAACCUCCAACCAGAACUCCAACACAAACCCAAUCUCAACCCCCGAUCAGAACCACAACACAAACUCAAUCUCAACCUCCAACCAGAACUCCAACACAAACUCAGUCUCAACCUCCAACCAGAACUCCAACACAAACUCAAUCUCAACCCCCGAUCAGAACCACAACACAAACUCAAUCUCAACCUCCAACCAGAACUCCAACACAAACUCAGUCUCAACCUCCAACCAGAACUCCAACACAAACUCAAUCUCAACCCCCGAUCAGAACCACAACACAAACUCAAUCUCAACCUCCAACCAGAACUCCAACACAAACUCAGUCUCAACCUCCAACCAGAACUCCAACACAAACUCAAUCUCAACCCCCGAUCAGAACCACAACACAAACUCAAUCUCAACCUCCAACCAGAACUCCAACACAAACUCAGUCUCAACCUCCAACCAGAACUCCAACACAAACUCAAUCUCAACCCCCGAUCAGAACCACAACACAAACUCAAUCUCAACCUCCAACCAGAACUCCAACACAAACUCAGUCUCAACCUCCAACCAGAACUCCAACACAAACUCAAUCUCAACCCCCGAUCAGAACCACAACACAAACUCAAUCUCAACCUCCAACCAGAACUCCAACACAAACUCAGUCUCAACCUCCAACCAGAACUCCAACACAAACUCAAUCUCAACCCCCGAUCAGAACCACAACACAAACUCAAUCUCAACCCCCGAUCAGAACUCCAACACAAACUCAGUCUCAGCCCCAGACCAGAACUCCAAUACAAACUCAGACUCACUUGCUACCACAAACAAGGGAUCCAUUGCAAUACCAACUUCAGACUCAAUACAGAGCCCAACCCAGACAACCUCUGUCUCAGUCUAGGCCACAUGUGUCUCAGUCCCAAGCACAACCCCACUUUCAGCAGAUUCAAGCUCAGCCCCACUCACAGCUUUCCAGACUGGAAAUGCAGAGCCUGUCAUCCCACCGAUCAUCGUCCAUUCUGACACAGACAAACCUCAUUUCUGCUCAGCAGCUCCAGAAUGAACAGCCCCAGGACUUGAGCACCACGCGGCCUACCAGAGAAAGUCAGCUCUCAAGCAGAGAGGCCAGCGUGGAGAGUGUCAGAACAGAGGGCAUAAGGGAGCUGGGCACAGCAUCAGAGAGUAGAGAGGUUUUAGGGGGGGACAGAGGGUCCAACAGUACCAGGAGACCUCACAGCUCUGGGCCACCUGGAGUAGCAGGAUCUGGUAUUGUGCCUGCAGCAGAUGGCAGGGCUAGGUUACGGGCAGAGCCAGAGGCAGUAGGUGAGGGUAGGGAGCUUAGAGACAUUGUCCCCCAAUCCACCGUACCCUGUCCCAGUUGCGAGGAGACGGUAGAGUCACGAACAGCUGUCAGCGAAAGGGUCAGCUGAUUAGUUGGACAGAUGAAGUCCAGCUGAUUGGUAAGUAAAGAAAAAGACCAGCUGAUUGGUAGCUUGACAGAGUGAGACAGCACCAGGUGGAAGGGGAUUGUGGUCCAGCUGUAAAUGAGCUCAAAGGACUGCUGCAACUUCUGAUCUGUCUGAUGCUGAUUGGAGACUGUAAUCUCUGGAUGCAAGUACCAGCCUGGUGCCGAAGGACAGAUGGGGACAACAAAUAAUGUCUUUUUUUAGGAAAAUGAACUGAAAAGCAAAAACCAACAAGGCGUGUGUGUACAUAAUCAAAAGGCAGCUGUUGCGUCCUGUUAGUCUCUGGAUUAGGGGUUGGGGGUUGAGUGGGGGAUCCUAGUCUGGAGCUUAACAUGUUAAUGAAACAUUUCUUCCGAAGUAUAAUCUGUUUUUAUGAAGUAGUUUAUUUGUUUGGUCUUUGUUAUAUAGCUUUAAUAUUUAAAAUUAAUGUCAUUCUCCGACUAAAAACGCCCCCGGUUAACUGACAAUCCCUUCCUGAAACUGGUCCUGGACUUAUAGACUCAGAAGUAUAGUGUGGGGAGGGCAGUUUGCACCUUAACCUAGUCGCCUAGGAUUCUUUCUUUUGCUUUUCCUGCAUUUUUAAACCUCCAAUGAGCAAAGAAUAUUUGAGUUCUAACUUCUCAUUUUUCUUGUCUCUCUGCCUUGGAUCUGUAGCAAGGACUCCUCUAGUUCACCUCCAGGCCCAAUGAAUCUAGAGGUCAUACUCAAGUUGCGGUUCCAUUUAGUCCUGAGUCUACAUGCAGCUUGAAGUACUUUUUUGGCUUUUUGUUCCUUCUGAUAAAACCAGAACCCGAUGAGACAGGUGGAUAAAAAAAAUCUGCUCAUUGUUGUUCCAGAUGUUUCCAGUGUAGCCAGUUCUUCCAGGAUUUCUCCUAACUGGUUUUUAUGAGUCUGGUUGUUUCUGUCAUGGUUUGUUUCUUAAGGAAGCACUUUCACUAUCAAACCAAACGCACUUCUAUGGUAGCUUUAUUUUAGUUAUGUAUUGAUGAAUGUGUUGGACUCAUUGUGUCAAAUGUCUGGAACAGUUUCUACUUCUUCAGUUUGGACAACCAACUGCCUGCAUGUUGCGCAGAGAUCUUGCAGGCCUUCAACAGGAAGUGUUCGUAUGCAGAGGCCAUCCACUGAGUUCUGCUGCAGGCGUCAGUUCUGGCCCAAGAUCUGGUUAAGGUGGGCUCCGGCAAAAAGACAAAAGAGAAAACGUUUUGAACUGCGACUGUAGGUUCUCAUCUGAAAGUCACAGAGUCAGUAGGAAAGUAAGCCUCGCAGAACGUCAUACUUACAAACUCACUUUCAGUUUUGAAAUAUGGCCCCCGUAUUCCCUGCACUCCAUGAAACUUUGCUGUGUAGUUCUUUUGUCACUGCUAAAACCAGCAACAUCUGGUCUAAAAAAAUCCAUUGACUAUUUUACCACCUCAUCGGAUGCAGAUCUGUGCAGAUGAGUCAUUCUGAACAUGCAGAACAACAGGAAUUCACUACAAAAUCCUCCAAAGCAUCACAUCUCAGAAAACCGGAGACUUGGUUUUGCUCCACUCAUUCAGACUACAGGGAGCCUUCACCUGAACUUCAGUCAAGUUUUUGUGUCUGAGAUGUUUCACAUGAUGAUAAAUUUCCACUCCAUUCAAAGGCCAUUUAUUGAGUUAAUUUUAGAUCAUAAAACUAUUUGGCGAACAACUGAAUCUGGAGCGUUGUUCAUGACGUUGGCAGGGAAAGCAGCAGACUGUGUUAGGCUGUAUGUCAGGAUUAAUGUGGAAGAUAUUUGUGUCUGUGUGGAUGGUGCCUGCUGUAGUUUAGUCCGGACAUUUGGGACAUUCACAGACCUCUGUUUCCUUUUAGGAAAUACCCAAUAUUCUGGGUCUCUGUGAGGUUUGUACGAGUUAGGCGGCAGAACUUCAAAGUAAAGCGUGUCAACAACCUCUAUUAGGGUGUCUGCUUUAGGCCGAUGGUUACAGCAAAAGUGACCUUUGUGAGUGGAAGAUGGGUUUCAGGAUUAAGGGCCUGGUCAGGCUGGUUAAAUCAAAUAAUCUCUAGCAUGCUGGGAUGUGGUCUCUGUUGGCUCAAAAUUAUAUCUAUGAGUUAGGGUUAGUAUUGAUCUAGCCCCAACCCCGGUUAAGCUGCACGUGAAAAUUAUACGGUGAAGUAAAGGAAUUCCUCUUCAUAUGCAGUGUAACCUGUGAAAACGUUUGGAGCUAGUCCCACCCAACUGGCAGACGUGGGAGUGUCUCGAGGACAUUUUUGAACUACGUAGAACAAUGUCCUCACGCACUGCAGAUUCGUAUGCGUUUACCAGUGGGUACUGUAGUGACCAUUUGAAAAUUCUACAUAUUAUUACCGCAACAAAUAUUGGUUGGAAUAAUUUGAAAAAAAAAAAAAACAUCAAUGGGAUUUUUUGCUAAAUGAAAAAAAUUUCCUACCAUGAGGUUUGGACAGUCACUGUUCAGAAAAAUACGAUAAACCAACAGAAAUGAUCAGAAAAAUAUUCGGGACUAUAACAUCAUUAUUAUGAAACACCAGAAAACAUUUAAAAAUAUUGUAAUGAUCCGUAAGGGGUCAUUGUGAGCGCUGAUGCACUGUUACUGAUGCUUUAACGGUUGUGUGAUUAAAUGUUUUGCGUCACGAAUUCCGAGAAAAUUGUCAACAGUUUGGUUUUCGAGGAGUUUCGUUAUUUUGUCUGAUGAUUUUUACGGUUUUCGUUGGACAGUAAGAUGCUUUUAGAAUUAGAUGUCAAUCGUAUUCAAUUCAGCUCAGAUUGGUUUAAAAUGGAAGUUGAACUUUAAAGAGCUAAAUAUUUAAUCAAGGGUGUGGUACAAUUUUAUUAUCAGAAAGAAGAAACAAAACAAAAACAUUUAGAAGCUGAAUGGAGUGGCUGUGCUUUCAGAAAUAUUUCAGGUGAUUGGAACAAGAACAGGGCCUCUGUGACUUCCUGAUCUGGACCUUUCAGUCCCUAGGUUGUACUUUGGAGCAGCUGAAAUGCGUGCACCUGGCACCGCACCUGAAAGUGUGGUUGUGAACUAACACAGGUGAUGAGGCCUCUUUGUACGCAGCACCACCGACUCAGAGUGGUGCGUCCUUCAGCUUCAAGCUGCUGCAGCAAAGGUUCCUUUGUGACCAAACUCAAACCCGGCACCAUCUGCAGUAACCAGCCACCACGUUGCAUGUUCCAGAGAUUAGUGCCUAUAAUAUUGUGCGUCUUGCCAGAAGCCACCAUGUCAGCCAAGCCAUGUUGUGUUUCUAGACUUAGUGAUGUGUGUGGUGACUUCAUAGUUGCUAAUAUUAAGGAUGAAUAUUCUGCUUUUACUCUGGUUGGAAUUCAGUGAAACUCCAAAAUACUGUGUCGCUGUAGACGAACUUGUUUUUAACAUUUUCUUAUUUUUCUUUCUAACUAAAAGCAUCGUUGUCCCCUGA
Nothobranchius furzeri (turquoise killifish) is the source of this 8035-nucleotide messenger RNA. The record is from RefSeq and is a predicted model, not a curated record. NCBI's taxonomy places the organism in Eukaryota, Metazoa, Chordata, Actinopteri, Cyprinodontiformes, Nothobranchiidae.